AUGCAGCUGGUAGAUAAGCUGCACUCGCAUGUGGACAUCCUCAUUACCGCCCCACGAGCGAACGCGUUAGAAGACGACUCCAUCCACAUCAUAAAGGAGUGGAAGAACCAAAAGUGGCGUAUCACGCCGGCAAUAACGCCAGUACCGACAUCUAUUUGGGCCAAGUAUGAUCGCAACGAGGACCCUACUAUCGUUGGCAAUAGAACGCCCGAGCCAACCGAGGCUAACGACAAGGUGAACGGCUUUAACGUGAUCAAAGACCGUAUACAAGACGUCUACGGCUAUAGCGAGAAGCGACCCAUCUUCCCUGAGUCCUACGCGCAUACCAAUGGGGCAUGGCUACCUCAGGGCCGCUCACGGGACUGGGUCAAGUUUGAACAGACUUGGGAGCGAAUGGGAGACGAGACGUCCAAGAAUGUCGCGGAUAUAUGGGCAAGGCGGCUAGGUUUUAACGAGGCGACCGUCAAGAAGGAUAACAAAGAGCCUCGCAAGUUCAGCCCGUUGACGGGUGCCGCGCCAAGGCAGCUUCUGAAGCGAUUCGACAAAAUUGUUCCAGCACUGCCGUUAAUUGCUGUCGGAUCUCGAGUGGAAAUAAUUGCUACUUUAAGGCUAAUAAACGCCUACGUAAUUGCCCCGACCGAAUCCGAGGCAUGUCGCACCAAGAACCAAGGUCCUCAGCCCACUGCUUCCAACGGCAUCGAGGCGGCAAGCGAGAAAGUCCAUCUUGCUUCGCACCCUACUUGUCAACACGAUGAAAUUAGCGGCUCUGCUGGGAACACUGAUCGAUUUGGGCUGGACACAAACUAUCGCGAGACUGUCCGAUAG
Messenger RNA from Colletotrichum costaricense, 825 nucleotides. RefSeq lists its product as uncharacterized. The transcript is spliced from 5 exons. The coding region runs from base 1 to 825 and encodes 274 amino acids. The record is from RefSeq and is a predicted model, not a curated record. Lineage: Eukaryota; Fungi; Ascomycota; Sordariomycetes; Glomerellales; Glomerellaceae.